This is a messenger RNA of Lethenteron reissneri (Far Eastern brook lamprey), 2179 nucleotides long. RefSeq lists its product as uncharacterized. The record is from RefSeq and is a predicted model, not a curated record. NCBI's taxonomy places the organism in Eukaryota, Metazoa, Chordata, Hyperoartia, Petromyzontiformes, Petromyzontidae. Gene Ontology annotation, cellular component: membrane.
AUGGACGCGGGGUUCCUGAGCCCCCAGCUCUACGGGGGGGACCUCCUCUACCCCAGCGUGCGCUGCCUCGGGGAGUUCGUGUCCCGGUGCGCCGCGUGUCCCGUGCUGCGCUGCUCGUGGGAGAGCGCGGCGACCCUGGGGAUGCGAACCCGACCCGGCCACUACCACCGCCUGCGUGCCCGCUACAAGAGGCAUGACCCCCCUUCUCCCCCAGAUGAGGUCACGUGGCCCCGGGUGCGGGUGUUGGGAGGGUGGGGCCCGUGCCAGGGCCACUUGGAAGCGCUGCAUGCUGGGAGCUGGAGGGGAGUGUGCGCCCAGGGGCUGGACGCCUCGCUCACCUGCGCACAGCUGCAGUGUCCCACGGACGAGGUGAAGGUCACGGAGAGGGAGUUCGACCCCGCGGCCCUUGACCCCGACCCCUACCGCUGGGUGGCUCAGGCACCCUGCACGGGGGAGCGGGGGGAGCGCGGGGAGCAGGCCACCCACAGGUGCAGGGACCUCCUCGCGUGGGGCGAUGUCUCCACGUGUCCUGGGAACCGCAGCGCCUUCAUCUCGUGCCGUGAGAGGAGUGGUCCCAUGCUGGCAGUCAGCUGGCUCAUCGUGAGCACAGCCAUUGUGAGUCUGCUCGCCCUACUCGCCCUGCGGCUCGUGGAGUGGCGCCCUGGCCUCCUCUCCUCCGUCAAGGGGGGCCUCUCCGCCACCCGCGACCGCCUUUGUCUCUCCCGCUCCCGGCCCAGAGACCGCUACUCGCACCCCAAUCCCGCGAGGUGGCGCGGCUCGCUCGAUUACGAGGCCCCUGGCGGAGCUCACAGCGGGACCCACGGUGGAGCUCACAGCGAGACCCACGGUGGAGCUCACAGCGAGGCUCACGAUGGAGCUCACAGCAGGACCCACGGUGGAGCUCAAAGCGAGGCUCACGGUGGAGCUCACAGCGGGACCCACGGUGAGGCUGAAUGGGAGACCCAAGGAGGUGCUCACAUUGGGGCCCACGGUGGAGCUCACAGCGGGACCCAUGGUGGAGCUCACAGCGGGACCCAAGGAGGCGCUCACAUUGGGGCCCAUGGCAAGGCUCAAUGGGAGGCCCACGGUGCAGCUGAGAGUGGGCCCCAAGGUGGAGCUCACAGUGGGGUCCCUGGUGGAGCGGCUCCUGGUGGAGGGGCCCCUGGUGGAGGGAGCCCGAGCCGAGUCGACCGCUACAGCGUGACCCCCGUGGAGGAGAAGGAGCGACUCGACUCCGGGUCCUCGAUGCUCUGCGACCUCGCAGAGCUGAACGGGCUUCUCUCGACCCACGGCUACCGGCUGGACAACUCCCUCACCCCGCCCCCCGGCUACCUGCAGGCGCUGCGCACCCUCACCAGGCCUCACCCCCCGGGGCUCACCCCGCCGCCCUCCUAUCUACAGGCGCUGCGCAUCCUCUCCCGCCCCAUGCUGGUCCCCCUCGCCAUGCACGACCCCGACCAGCGGCAGGACGAGGAGGAGGAGGAGGAGGAGGCCGAGGGGGGCAACGACGAGGGGCAGGGGUUGCUGGCUCGCCCCGUGAUCGUGCACUCCGCUCAGCCCGGCAGGGAGUCGCUCCUGUAGCUGCGCGCGGCCGCCCUCUGUCUCGUAACUCCAAAUCACUCAAUCCCCACGACAUGAACGGCCGCCAUUCGCCACUCGGUGACGACGACGUCACCACGGCGCUUGUGCCAGGCUCUGUGCACUCACACUCACAUACAGCAGCAUCGCCCCCCCCCCCCCGCCUGCUGUGAAAGCAGCGCAGGCUUGUGCCUCGCGUGAAACACAGCGGCGCCUUCCUGCGCUACGAUCGCCUUGCUGCGCUACGAUCGCCUUGCUGCGCUACGAUCGCCUUGCUGCGCUGCGAUCGCCUUGCUGCGCUGCGAUCGCCUUGCUGCGCUGCGAUCGCCUUGCUGCGCUGCGAUCGCCUUGCUGCGCUGCGAUCGCCUUGCUGCGCUACGAUCGCCUUGCUGCGCUACGAUCGCCUUGCUGCGCUACGAUCGCCUUGCUGCGCUACGAUCGCCUUGCUGCGCUACGAUCGCCUUGCUGCGCUACGAUCGCCUUGCUGCGCUGCGAUCGCCUUGCUGCGCUGCGAUCGCCUUGCUGCGCUACGAUCGCCGCGCGCUUUGACAACGAUAACUCCCCCGUAGCCAAUAAACUCAAUUGUUCAUCUCUAACGGAA